AUGACAUCCUCCGAGCCCCCGGUGCUCCCGACCCUCCUCAUGUUCCGCGUCCGGGAACUGCGCUUCCACGCCGCGCUGCGCGAGCGGUACCAUGUCCUCGACUUCUUCACGUCGGGCGAGCCCCUCCACGGCUUCCUGGCCGCCGCGGCCGCCGACCCGGACCCGCCCCGCGCGUUGGUCGCUGCGGGAGGCGACUCCGUUUCUGUGGACGCCGCGUUCCUCGACGCCGUCCCGUCGCUCCGCUUCGUCUUCAGCACGGGCGCGGGGCUGGACCACAUCGACCUCGGCGAGUGCGCGCGCCGCGGCGUCGCCGUCGCCAACUCCGGCACCGUCUACUCCACCGACGUCGCCGACCACGCCGUCGGCAUGCUCGUCGACGUGCUGCGCCGCGUCUCCGCCGCCGAGCGGUUCGUCCGCCGCGGGCUCUGGCCGCUCCAGGGGGACUAUCCCCUCGGCACCAAGCUGGGCGGCAAGCGUGUCGGCAUCAUCGGAUUGGGGAACAUUGGUUCCCUGAUGUCAAAGAGGCUCGAAGCUUUCGGCUGCGUCAUCCACUACAACUCCAGAAAACCCAAGGAAUCCGUCUCCUACAGAUACUUCGCCACCGUCCACGACCUCGCGUCCGAAUCCGACGUGCUCGUCGUGGCGUGCGCGCUGAGCAAGGAGACGCGCCACGUCGUGAACAGGGACGUCCUCGACGCGCUCGGGAAGGACGGGAUUGUCAUAAACAUCGGCCGUGGGCCCAUCAUCGACGAGGCGGAGCUUGUCAGCGCGCUGGCAGAGGGGAGGAUCGCCGGAGCUGGCCUCGAUGUCUUCGAGAAGGAACCCAAGGUGCCUGCGGAGCUCUUCUCCAUGGACAAUGUGGUGCUGACGCAUCAUUGCGCGGCUUUCACGAAGGAGUCCAGGUCGGACCUUCGUGACGCCACCAUCGGGAACCUUGAAGCCUUCUUCUCCGGUAAGCCGCUGCUUACCCCGGUGCUUCCCAGGUAA
Miscanthus lutarioriparius is the source of this 987-nucleotide messenger RNA. Lineage: Eukaryota; Viridiplantae; Streptophyta; Magnoliopsida; Poales; Poaceae. The record is from the annotation of a GenBank genome assembly.